GGAGGCUCUUCGUAGAGCCGGAACCCGGGAGCGAGCGAAACGCAAUGACAUUUCCUCUUUAAAUAACCGGAGCCGGGGCCCCUUGGAGAAAUGGCCGCGUCGGCAGAUUUAAGUAAGUCUUCCCCAACACCGAAUGGGAUUCCAUCUUCAGACACAGCCUGCGAUACCAUGGACCCCUUCCAUGCUUGCAGUAUUCUUAAGCAACUCAAAACAAUGUACGAUGAAGGACAGUUGACAGACAUUGUAGUGGAAGUGGAUCACGGGAAAACAUUUUCCUGUCAUAGAAACGUUCUUGCGGCAAUCAGCCCCUACUUCAGAUCCAUGUUCACUAGCGGCCUUACAGAAAGUACCCAGAAAGAAGUUCGAAUCAUCGGUGUGGAAGCUGAAUCAAUGGACUUAGUAUUGACUUAUGCCUAUACGUCUAGAGUUAUUCUGACGGAGGCCAAUGUUCAAGCCUUGUUCACCACAGCUAGCAUUUUCCAAAUCCCCUCCAUCCAAGACCAGUGUGCUGAGUAUAUGAUUAGUCAUUUGGACCCACAGAAUUCUAUUGGGGUCUUUAUCUUUGCUGAUCAUUAUGGUCAUCAGGAACUUGGAGAUCGAUCAAAAGAAUACAUCCGUAAAAAGUUUCUGUGUGUCACCAAAGAACAAGAGUUUCUCCAGCUGACAAAAGACCAACUCAUAAGCAUACUAGACAGUGACGAUUUAAAUGUCGACCGGGAAGAGCAUGUUUAUGAAAGCAUAAUACGGUGGUUCGAGCACGAGCAGAAUGAAAGGGAAGUACACCUUCCAGAGAUUUUUGCCAAAUGUAUACGUUUUCCUCUGAUGGAAGAAACAUUCAUCGAGAAAAUUCCACCUCAGUUUGCACAGGCCAUAGUCAAAAGCUGUGGGGAAAAGGGCCCAUCCCACACCAAUGGCUGUACGCAGAGGCUUGGAAUGACUGCUUCCGAGAUGAUCAUAUGCUUUGAUGCUGCACACAAACACUCAGGAAAGAAGCAAACAGUGCCUUGUCUAGAUAUAGUCACAGGAAGAGUGUUUAAACUAUGCAAACCACCAAAUGACCUAAGAGAAGUUGGGAUUCUCGUGUCACCAGACAAUGACAUUUACAUUGCAGGAGGGUACAGGCCAAGCAGCAGUGAGGUCUCCAUCGAUCAUAAGGCAGAGAAUGACUUCUGGAUGUAUGACCAUUCCACCAACAGAUGGCUAGCCAAGCCAUCCUUGCUUCGAGCCAGAAUAGGCUGUAAACUCGUACACUGCUGUGGUAAAGUGUAUGCAAUCGGAGGGCGUGUUUAUGAAGGCGAUGGAAGAAACUCGCUCAAGUCCGUGGAGUGCUAUGACAGCCGAGACAACUGCUGGAUGGCCGUUUGUGCCAUGCCAGUUGCAAUGGAGUUUCAUAACGCUGUGGAGCACAAAGAAAAGAUCUAUGUUUUACAGGGAGAAUUUUUCCUCUUCUAUGAGCCUCAAAAAGACUACUGGGGAUUUUUAACCCCCAUGACUGUGCCUAGAAUCCAGGGCUUAGCAGCUGUGUACAAAGACUCGAUCUAUUACAUAGCUGGAACCUGUGGAAAUCAUCAGCGUGUGUUUACUGUAGAAGCCUAUGAUAUUGAGCUAAAUAAAUGGACUCGUAAAAAAGACUUUCCAUGUGACCAGUCUAUAAACCCAUACCUUAAGCUGGUACUUUUCCAAAAUAAACUCCAUUUAUUUGUCCGAGCUACUCAAGUGACUGUUGAAGAACACAUCUUCAGAACCAGCAGGAAAAAUUCUCUUUAUCAAUAUGAUGACAUUGCUGACCAGUGGAUGAAAGUGUAUGAGACCCCAGAUCGGCUGUGGGACCUUGGCCGCCAUUUUGAGUGUGCUGUGGCUAAACUCUAUCCUCAGUGUCUUCAGAAAGUUCUCUGACAAGUAGCAGGCCUCAGCACAUCGCUGGCAUCUCAUACUAAGGAAGCGUGUUCAGGAAGUGCUGUCAACAUUGAAGAAGACUGAGAGAGUUUUGUAUACAGAAAUGGGUGCUUGGAAAGAUUGUGGUAUGGGGAGGGAUUUGCUUUUACCUUCAUUACUUUUUCAUUUCAGUAAGGAAAGGUAAUAAAGUGCAAUUAUCAGCAUUUUUCCACCCCUUACAUAAAAGUAUCAUUCUAGAAUUUUGUGAUAAAUAGUUGCUGAGAAGCCAGGUGAAUCAAGACAACUAUGCACUCUUAAAAAGCAGUUAGAGUAUUCCUGGGUAGAGGCGUCCAAACUGGUUAACAUGACUUUUAUUUUAAAUACGGGUAACAAUAUGAGGCAAUAUCAUUUAUUUAGCUGUGAUCUCUCUAACACAGAGAAGCACUAACUUAGAUCCUCAUUCUUAACUAUUUAUAUCUAUUUACAUAUAUAUUUUUGUGUACUGUUUUCAAGUGUACGAGAUUUAAACGUGCUCCGUCCAUGGACUGAAGGAAAACUCAGUCUUGGAAAGAACUUUAGUCAGAUUGUUUCAUAUUUCUCAUGUAACUUUAAGUUAAGCUAAAACUUUAGAGUGGCAGUUUUCUGUCCAUAACUUUUUCAAGUGCUAACACUGUCUCAUUUCUUAAAAUCCCAGAAAGGGCUCAGAUUUGCAGAUGACUGGUGCUUGUAUAAGUUAAUUCACGUGUAGUUAAGUUGGUUUAAAUGGUUUAUGAGUCUGUGUUUAUCUUCCAGAUUAGCAUGCUGGUUCCAUGGCCAUGGCACUUUCCCUUGUGACUCCACGAGGUCUGCUAUUUGUGUGAUAGGAUAUGGCCGAUGGCCAUUGGCCUAACUGAAUUGAGUUUCACAAUUCCAAGUUUGCACUAACAUGGGCUGUUUUGUUGCCCAACUUCCUUUUCCAUCCUCUACCUGUCCAGCCAUUGUUGGUAUCGUGAAAGCUAACUUAUAAUGUGAAGUUUCAAGCCAUUUUAAAAUUCUGUUUUCUAGAAACAAGUGUCUUGCAGUGGUCUAAUAAUUUAAUAGCUUAUAAGGUUCAUAUUACAGUUCCAGCCUCUCUUUAUUUGUUGCACUCAACAGUGAUAUUUGUACACUGAAGGUGAUACAGAAAGAAGGAUGGGUGAGU
Messenger RNA from Acomys russatus (golden spiny mouse), 3055 nucleotides. RefSeq names its product kelch repeat and BTB domain containing 8 (gene Kbtbd8). Gene Ontology annotation, biological process: neural crest cell development. NCBI's taxonomy places the organism in Eukaryota, Metazoa, Chordata, Mammalia, Rodentia, Muridae. The record is from RefSeq and is a predicted model, not a curated record. Gene Ontology annotation, molecular function: protein binding. The transcript has 4 exons. Bases 91 to 1896 code for a protein of 601 amino acids.